UUUUAACUGAAUUGUGGCAAAUGUAUUACCUCAGCUAAUCUGCAAGCAUGGUAAAUUAUCUUGACACAAAUAGCUCGUUUUUAACGGCUCUUGAGAUUCAAAAUAUUGUACGUUAUUCAUCUGUUAUUCUGAGGUUAAAGCUAAAGCAACUUUAGCUGUCUUUGAGGUAUAAUGACCGAGUCGUGUCUGAAACUUCUGGUUAAGUGACAGAUCGUUGAUGGGUAUUAUCAUUUGAAUAUAUAUUCAUCUUUUUAAGUGUGUUUUGUUAUCAGUUAGUGUGUUGGUCACAGGCGUUUUGUGGAAACUGCUUUUUCCAAAUCUGUUUUUCACAGAACAUAUCAGGCUAAAUCACCACAAUAUGUGUAACUGUUUAUGGGUCAAUGACAUGACGUGCAUAUUUUUGUGUCCAAGUGCAUAAUUUCAUUUUUAAUAAUUUGAUAAAUUCAUGACAUAUAUCACUUUAUUCUAUAAAACCUAUUUAGUUUGAAUUCACAUUAGUACGUUUAAAUGCGUAUUAUUUUAUGUGUUGCUAUCUUAAACCCCCAAAAUGUUAAGUGGUGCAACUGUCCAAACAAAUGAACAGAUGAGAAGACUAUUUAAAAUAGUGUCUUAAUAAUAAAAAAGUUAAAAACUAAAGACUAUGGCAAUAUUUUAUGUUUGAAACCUUUCAUAUAAACAAAUUUUAUAAAUAUCAGUGUCUUUUUAUUUUUUAUAAAGCUGUUGACAUAAUUGAAAAGCUUUUGUCCAGCAGUUUGAAUGCCAGGGUGGCACAACUGCAAAUUUGACACUUCUAUUAUGAAUUGACAAGGUAAUAACAGUAAACAUGAUAAUGCAUCACCUAUUCUAGAGGACUCCAACUGAUCCUUGUGGCCGAGUGAAAAGGAUAACUGAAUAUAUCUGAAGUGUGAGCCGAGUUUGCAUAAGCAGACAUGCUGGAUGGGGCUCAGUUCGUUGAGGCAUUGUCACGUUUGGGUUACCCACGGGCGUCUAUUCUGAAAGGUUCUGAGUUUGACUGGUUAUUUGACACCGCACCGGAUAACCUGCACCUUUUACGUGUCGUCUGCAACCGCCUGAACCGCAGCAAUGUUCUAACGCCAGAAGAAUUGCAAGCGUACAAGGCACUCCAGGAGACCAGGAAGCCUAUCUUGGAUGAGGCGACACUAGCUGAGUUGCUUAAAACCUGUUUGCCUGUGGAUGGAGGUGUAGGGUCACAGGGCUGUUCUGUGCUGGGUGGUGAGGGAAAUGUAACAAUUGAGGACCUUGAGACAGAACUUCAAGCUCUCCGCAAGGAAAAGCAGCUAAAACAACGGAGACUCAACAAGCUGCAGAUGCUAGCUACCAACUGGGGUGCAAACUCCUCUGCAUCCCAAUCACUGCUGCAGGAAGGAGGCAAUGUGGUAAAAGAUGCCAACUCUGCCUUGGCAGCUGAAAAUGCAUACACCAACUCAGCAGUAGAGAACUUGUCAAAGGAGACCACCAAACUGGCUGGCUUUUUCCAAACCAGCCUAAGGAGUAAAGAUGGAGCAGCUCCACCUUUAGUUCCUCAACCUGGGAUCCCUGUACUCCUCUCUCAGUUGUCUCUAGAGUCGUUCCUCCAGCAACAAGAGCAAUUCACCAAAGUGCUGGCUGCCUACACUCAGCGUCAAUUCUUUCAGGGCAUCUCAGACAUGAUGGAGACCUCCACUUUCAAUCGCUGGCAGCUGACAAAUUUGAGCUGCUGCAGUGAGAAUGAGGAAGAAGAGGGUGAGGGACUAGUGGAGCUCAGGAAGAAAGAGAUGGCACGACUGCAGUGGGCAUAUAUAGUGGCCCAGUACCAGCUGGUGAAAGAGAGGGCAGAGGAGCAUGGUGACAAGGCAGCAAAAGAGUGGCUCAUCCAGCGAAUGAACAGCAGCACAGAGUCUCUGUGCUACUCAAAGGUGAGCAGGCCUGAGCCUGAUCUACGCUCUGAGAUCAUCUCAAUUCAGUCUGAAAUUCAGUCUCUUAUGUUAGACCCAGUCCGCUCUGCAUUACGAGACUGUGCCCGCCUCCUUAACAUCCCCGUGGUGCGUGGUGACCUCGCUCUUCAAGUAGCCAGGCAAAAUUACUACACCUCCAGGCAAAGUGAAAUUCGUGACCAGCUUCUCCGUCAGAAGACCUUCUUCGAACUUGUGCGUCUGGCCCAGGAUGCAGAGCUCCUUAGGGGGAAGAGGGUGAUGGGGCAGCUUGAUGAAAUAGUGAAGCGGCUGGAGGGGGCAGCAGAAGCUGCUACUCAAAGAGAAAACACUUUGACACAACCUCACUUGACCCAAGUCCCCUAUCUUGGUCCUAAUGCUAAACAACAGAUCAUGAGCUCCAAGGACACAGCCUUUAGCAGGUUGCUGCAGAUGCUCGAGAUGGGUAAGGCCUCCAUGGAAAGAGAGGAUCCAUUCCAAACCUACGGUAGGCUGGAAACAGCAGCCUCCAACCUACAGGAGCAUCUGAUCACUGUACAAGAGGCUUUGGAUGGGGCCAGACGAGAGCAAGCCUUUACUGGAGCUCGGUUAGAACAUGACCGAGAUGCGCUCGACCAAGUGGCUUACUCUGACAUUGUGCAGCCUCUCCUGAGGCCGCAGGUAUGUGCUACAGCCACACCUGCACUGGAGCUCUGCCCUCAUGCACAGGAGCUCACAAUUGUUCUAGAUGAGCUGGAGGUCAAGCAGAGGACCUUGUACACACUUCUUCAGGACAUAGUUGGGGACUUGAAGGCCAAACGAGGGAGACUUGAACGCAGUGCCUCCCUGAGGAGGGAGAGGGAACUGUAUGUUUAUUUCCAUCUGGACCCAAGACUGCUCAAUAGAGCAGUGAGAGAUAUAGAGGCUCAAGCAGGGCUUAUGUAGAAUCAGAUCUCUACACCAGCCAACAUAUACAGAGGUCCCUGCUGCAAAAAUAAAAAAUAUGGAUGACUGAGAAAUUAAUGUUAAAUGCAGAUUAGGACAUGGACCAUUGUUGCUUCUGUGUUGUGGAACUCCAUAGAUCUUAUAUUCUUAUGUAUUAUUCUUUAUUUCUGCUAUCUGCUAAAAGUUAAUGUUCUUUAGUUGUCAAAUUUGUGUUCAGUGCUUACAGUUGCACAUUAAUUUGCAUUUGUACUUUUGCAAAUGUGCCACACUUUGUAUAAAUCAUGGUGCUUAUAUAUUUUUGGUGAUUAACAGUUAUGUCUUUGUGAAUAAAUAUCAUUUGUAAUUUCA
Messenger RNA from Megalobrama amblycephala (Wuchang bream), 3203 nucleotides. It is a transcript of the gene haus3, whose product is annotated as HAUS augmin-like complex, subunit 3. Lineage: Eukaryota; Metazoa; Chordata; Actinopteri; Cypriniformes; Xenocyprididae. Gene Ontology annotation, cellular component: mitotic spindle; HAUS complex; centrosome. The transcript is spliced from 5 exons. Bases 930 to 2855 code for a protein of 641 amino acids. Gene Ontology annotation, biological process: centrosome cycle; spindle assembly. The record is from RefSeq and is a predicted model, not a curated record.